AUGGACGAAGUCAAAGAUAGCCGCAAGCUCGAAGGCAAAACCAACUUCGUUAGUUGGAAACGUGAAUUUGAGCGCGCGGCCAGAACGAAUGAUAUCUUUGAAUAUCUCACUGGCGAAGAAAUGGUUCCUUCGAAGCCUAGGAAGGAAGACUAUUUUGAGAAACCCGUCGGAAUUGACACACGUCGUCUCACCCGAGCUAUGUCAGCUCAGGCCCAGACCACCACUCCUUCGACUGAAGGUGACGCAGAUAUAUAUGAUACCCAGGCCAUGGUGUCAACCAACGACAGCCUUCGAUGGCAGAUUGAACUCAAGGAAUAUGAAAAGGCCAAGGAAAAGAUGAAACUUGCGGGCAAAUUGCUUGAUUCCUGGGUCUGUGAAGGCAUCAAGAUUGAGAUCGAAGAAUUUGCAGACGCUAAAAAGGCCUAUGACUUCAUAAAAAGGCGCUAUGCGGUCACCCACGAGCGUGCCCGCGACGACUUACUAAAUGUGCUACACGAACUUGAGCAGUGCUAUUCGCACAGAUACAAAUCUCUAUUUGCACAGAUAUGUGUCUCACUUUUGACUCACCCACCCCGCGCUGGCCACCAUAGCCCAAUCCUGUGCGAUCAGCCUGCGACAGUCAAUUCCAAUGCAACCGAAUGA
Pochonia chlamydosporia 170 is the source of this 642-nucleotide messenger RNA. RefSeq lists its product as hypothetical. The transcript has a single exon. The coding region runs from base 1 to 642 and encodes 213 amino acids. NCBI's taxonomy places the organism in Eukaryota, Fungi, Ascomycota, Sordariomycetes, Hypocreales, Clavicipitaceae. The record is from RefSeq and is a predicted model, not a curated record.